AGCCGUCUUGGCUAGAAAACCCAGUGCGCCUCCCGGGGCUGGUGACUCUCAGACCCGGGCGUCGGCGCGAGAAGGACUGAGCUGCUCGGCGCGCCCAUGCGCCGCCGGGCCGCGUGGCCGCUGGCGAAGCCUGGCGGCCGCGGCCGCAGACAGCGGGAGGCUUGGCCACACGGAAGAGUGGCCCUCUGUGACUCUUGCCUGCCCUCCGACGUCGCAACUUUUUCGUGGCACGGUUCACCUGGUGAUCUCGUCGCCUCCUUCCCCAUGGACCGGCUGUUCAUCCUGAGUUGUGUCUUGAAGGCCGGAGCGGCCGUCGCCCUCGGCGCCGCUGGCCUCGCGGCGGGCGGCGUCGCGGCCGGCGGCCCGCCGCGGCCGGUGGGGCCCGCGGCGAGGGGCGGCGAUGAGCCCUGG
Messenger RNA from Prorocentrum cordatum, 411 nucleotides. NCBI's taxonomy places the organism in Eukaryota, Dinophyceae, Prorocentrales, Prorocentraceae. The record is from the annotation of a GenBank genome assembly.